Molecule: messenger RNA, 1883 nt
Organism: Temnothorax curvispinosus
Lineage: Eukaryota; Metazoa; Arthropoda; Insecta; Hymenoptera; Formicidae
Exons: 2
Coding region: 339-998 (219 amino acids)
Source: RefSeq, a predicted model, not a curated record
GACGUGCCUAGCUAAGAGCACGAGAACUCACGGCCUCUCUCUCUGUAUAUUAAGGACUUAAUUAAAGUAAUUGUUGUGCAGCUAAAAACCCCCCUGAUUAUUCCGAGUCCUUCGCGAUACUCCAAAAUAUAAAACAGUGGCGACGAGGAUAAUUUGGAGAAAUUCGGAGGCACGUCGCAAACCGGAAGUCAAGGGAGUUCGGGAAGUUUCGAGAAGGCCACGUGGCAGGAAGAGAGACGAAGGAGAAGACGUUAGUCUGGAGUAAAAGCGGAAAGAGAGAGAGAAAGUGAGCUGGCUAAAUUAAUUACGAGUAAGUAAUUGAACCGAAAACCGAAAGAAUGUCGAGAGACCGUCCGGAUACGCCUAGCCCCGGAGUAACGUUCGCGAAUCCAAUUCGAAUGGAUUUCUUCGAGCCAAAUCAGCAACCAUUAUUGCGAUGGUUACAACGGCUGGAAUGGGCGUUUCGAGUUUUUCAAAUAACGGAGGAUAAAGCUAAAGCGGCGUAUCUUCUACAUUUUAUAGGCGUUGAAGCCUUCGGGAUUUUGUGUGACCUUUUGUAUCCUGGAGACCCGUACGCACAGUCCUAUGGGUUACUAGUCGACAAACUAAAAGAAUUUUACGCGCCCGAGCCACUUGAGAUAGCCGAAAUAUACAUUUUCCGGAAGCGAAUGCAACAACCGGACGAGAGCACGCAGGAAUAUAUGGCCGCUCUGCAAGAACUAUCCCUUCAUUGCAAAUUCGGGGAUUAUCUUCAAACGGAAUUACGGAAUCAAUUCGUUUUUGGCUUGAGAAACCAAAGAAUCCAAUCCAGGCUGCUGGAAACGGCGAAUUUGACGAGCGACUCAGCCCUGCAAAUUGCUUGCGUGAUCGAGCUGGCGGAAAAGGGGGUGAACAAGUUGAAGGAGGAAGUCCCAGAAGCAGCCGUGUCGGGGCAGGAGCAAAGCACUAAAAAAAAACUAAAGACCGAGGAAAUGACCGAAAAAAACACACUUCUCUAGAGGAGAACAACGAAGGGCGAAAUCCACUAAUCCAGGUGUGGACAGGCUUGUUAUGCGCACAGUUGUACCCUUUCCUCGAAGUGUAAAAUGUAGAGAAUGCGGAGGUUUUGGUCAUCUACAAAAAAUAUGCAAAAAAAAGACCAGACGAAUAUGUUAGAAUGUUAGAAGAAGUGUGCCGCGUGGACGAAGUAGAACACACGGAGCACAGAGGGAAAUUCACGGCUUCGCUGUAUGUUGAAAAUCGAAAAGUGAGUUUUGAUGUAGAUUGCGGUUCGGCAGUUACUUUGGUAAGCAGAAAAUGGUUUAAACAUAAUUUUCCGAAUAUGGUUUGCCACGAAAUGCGUUUAAAAUUGCGCUUUUAUUGUAAGCAAAAUUUUGUGCCGUUAGGGUACAUUAGAGUUAAAGUUCGCGAUGUCGACGAAAUUAAAGAGUUAAAUAUGUAUGUUGUGCAAUAUGAUAGAGACCCGUUGUUAGGCCGGGAGUGGAUAAACCAGCUAAAUGUAUUAAAGAAACUUAAAAGUAGCUUAAAAAAAAUUGAAGACAUUAAAUUGUUGAAAGAGUCAAAUGAAAAAAGAUUCGAUAAACUUUUAAAAAAAUACAGUAAGGUUCUGAGUGACGAAUAUGCGUGCAUUAAAAAUUAUAAAGCGCACUUGAAAUUGAAACCGGACGCUCAACCGGUAUUCAUGAAAAGCCGUACGGUUCCGUUCAAAAUUUUAGAAAAAGUAGAGAGAGAGUAAGAACGCAUGGUAGACGCGGGUAUUCUUGAGAAAGUAGAAUCGUCCAGAUGGGUCACGCCAAUUGUACCGAUAUUAAAGAAAGACGGUGGAAUUAGAAUUUGCGGCGAUUUCAGUGUGACACUAAAUCCGGUUUUGGUAGUGAAUGAGC